This is a messenger RNA of Papilio machaon (common yellow swallowtail), 2221 nucleotides long. It is a transcript of the gene Hpr1, whose product is annotated as THO complex subunit 1. The transcript is spliced from 10 exons. Lineage: Eukaryota; Metazoa; Arthropoda; Insecta; Lepidoptera; Papilionidae. Bases 139 to 2163 code for a protein of 674 amino acids. Gene Ontology annotation, molecular function: protein binding. The record is from RefSeq and is a predicted model, not a curated record. Gene Ontology annotation, biological process: signal transduction; regulation of DNA-templated transcription elongation; mRNA export from nucleus. Gene Ontology annotation, cellular component: THO complex part of transcription export complex.
UUAGUAGAAAAGACAAAAAUCGGUUUAUUAAAAUAAAAAAAAUAAACAAGAUUCAAAUUAAGGAAGAGAGUGAAUUCGUAUCGUAACAUAGGCUGUUUUCGUAUUAAUCAAAUACAUAAAACGCUACAAUAUUCAAUCAUGUCUGAUAAGUUAGGCUUCGAGGAACUUCGGUUAAAAUACAAGGAUAUAUUGUCCAAAGCAUUUUCAACAAACAACAUCGACCUCUUAGAUUCCUUCUCUAGAAAUACAAAUGAAGUUGACAGAAAAGCAGCAAUGGAUCAAGCAUUUCGGGAUAAACUUUUGGAGCUUCUAAUCGAGAACCCUGAUACCUUAGAAAACUACGUUUCUUUUUGCAUAGAAUCCUGUAGAAGGCACAUGGUAACUCCUACCAUGCCUGUAGUCCUUUUAGGCGAUAUUUUUGAUGCUUUAACUUUAAAUAAAUGUGAGAAGUUGUUUGAGUAUGUAGAAAAAGGGGUUAACAUAUGGAAAGAAGAGUUGUUCUUUGUUGCUUGCAAAAAUAAUCUGCUCAGAAUGUGCAACGACUUAUUACGCCGUUUAUCCCGUUCUCAAAACACUGUAUUUUGUGGAAGGAUAUUAUUGUUUUUAGCUAAGUUCUUUCCAUUUUCGGAGAGGUCAGGACUAAAUAUAGUUUCGGAGUUUAACUUGGAGAACGUCACAGAAUUUGGAGGUGAUAAUUCGAGCACAUUAAAAGAUGCUUUAGAUGAAGAUAUGGUUGUAGAUGAAGAUAAUUCCAAACUGACCAUAGAUUACAGCUUGUAUUGUCGGUUUUGGAGUCUCCAAGACUUCUUUAGGAAUCCUAAUACAUGUUACAAUAAGAUUCAGUGGAAGACUUUUGUUGCUCAUUCAGGAAGUGUCUUAGCAGCUUUCUCAUCAUACAAACUUGAGGCUGUGGAAUUACAAAAGUCCAAAUUAAAUAGACUAAAGGCAGUCAACUCAGACGUUGAAAUGCAAGAAUCAAACAAAGAGCAGCACUAUUUUGCAAAGUUUUUAACAAAUCAGAAACUACUCGAGUUACAAUUGUCUGAUUCCAAUUUCAGAAGAUGUGUACUCAUACAAUUUUUGAUAUUGUUUCAAUAUUUAACAUCUGCUGUGAAAUUUAAAAUGGAGGCUCAGGAAUUAAAAUCCGUUCAGGUAGAUUGGAUUAAAGAGACAACAGCCAUGAUAUACCGUUUGCUCGGAGAAACACCACCAGAUGGGAAGAAAUUUGCUGAAUGUGUCAAAUGUAUAUUACAUAGAGAAGAAUAUUGGAAUAGUUGGAAGAAUGAUGGCUGUCCAGAAUUCCAAAAGCCAAAAGCUCCAGUGUCAGUUGACUCUGAUGAAGUUAAAAAGACAAGAAAGAGAAGAAGACCUGUUGGUGAUAUAAUUAAUGAAUAUAGAAAUCAAGAUAAAUUCUACAUGGGCAAUAAUGAACUUACCAAAUUAUGGAAUCUGUGUCCAGAUAAUUUAGUCGCAUGUCGAACUAAGGAAAGAGAUUUUAUGCCAUCAUUAGAGUCGUACAUGUUAUCUGAGGGUGGUACUGGGGGUGCGCGUCGUACGGCCAGUGGGGGGUGGGGGUGGCGCGCACUGCGGCUGCUCGCGCGCCGCUCGCCGCACUUCUUUGUGCACACCAACAACCCUAUAGGACGAUUACCAGACUACCUCGAUGAUAUGGUGAAAAGGAUAGCGCGUGAUUCCGCCGCCAAUGCAGCAGCGGCUAAUGCUAACGGGGAUACAAACACCAAUCACAAUGACAAAGCUGUUAAACAGGAGGCUGUUGAGGAAGAUAUAACGGAGGAGCAAAUGGAAGCAGACCUAAUCAAGGGAGCAGACUCUAACGAUAUAGAACAGGUUCCCGAUUCUACGGAAGGUGGUGAUAACGAUGAUAAGACGACACGUUCUCGUGUAACAAUGAUAUCUCCUGCAGAAUUAGACGCCGUUUCAGCUAAACUAUCUGAGUGGAAGAAACUAGCUGUAAAACUAGGCUACAAGCCUGACGAAAUACAGUACUUUGAGACGGAAAACGCAACAGACGAAGCGAGAGCUAAGAAUAUGUUGCAAUUGUGGUUUGAUGAUGAUGAAGACGCGUCAGUGGAAAAUCUCCUUUAUAUAAUGGAAGGUUUAAAGCUGGUUGAUGCUUGCGAAGCUUUGAAGAAUGCUAAAUGACGUUCGCCUAAGCGCUGCAAAUUGCACAAAUCUAGGCUAACACAGCGUUGGUACAUGA